Messenger RNA from Bufo gargarizans (Asiatic toad), 4045 nucleotides. It is a transcript of the gene SFI1, whose product is annotated as SFI1 centrin binding protein. Gene Ontology annotation, molecular function: phosphatase binding. Bases 265 to 4035 code for a protein of 1256 amino acids. The record is from RefSeq and is a predicted model, not a curated record. The transcript is spliced from 33 exons. NCBI's taxonomy places the organism in Eukaryota, Metazoa, Chordata, Amphibia, Anura, Bufonidae.
AGAGGACGUUGUGAGCACAUGGAAAAAGUGACCCGCAGCGCGACAGUCCAGAACAUGGAGCGAAUGUGACUAUUGGAAGACUUAUGAUUGCGCCUAUUGCCUUUCCUCACCGUUCAUUCAUUGCACGCUGCCUGCGCUUCCUCACGGUGUCGGCAGAUGGCGCUGUACAGCAUUCUGGCAUUUCAGGCGUCUUGUGACCAAGACAACGAGCGGGAAGUGUAGCGCGGAUGUUGAAGUGUGUGGAGAGCUGCCGGAACUGGAGGGAUGGAGCGCCCGCACUGCGGCAGGCAGGGCCCACAUAAGGCUGCCACAGCCAAACUGCCUCCCAGAGCUCCAACUGUGGCCCUUAGAGCCCCUGGGAACAUGAGGCCAGGUAAGAGCAGCCGUCCGGGACCGUACCGAGUGACCUACACCUGGAACCGCGGCGGGAGGCUGAAGGAACUGCGCAUCCGGCAUCUGGCCCGAAAGUUUCUCUACCUCUGGAUACAAAAAACUUUUGGAAGGGUCCUUCCAUCUACUGCAAGACGCCAUUAUUCUUUUCAACUAAUGCGUUACUGCUUUUCUCAGUGGAAGGAGGAGUGGUGGGCAUUGUGUAAAGAGUGGAGGCUCAAUGUCCGAGCUGAAUGCCAUUACAGGUAUACUCUCUACACAAUGUGCUUUAAGGCAUGGAGAAGCUUUGUGGCCACACAGAUUCAAACUAAAGUAAAGUAUCGUACUGCUCAACAGUUUGCUCAGAAGCGCAUCAUGAGCCUGGCAUUGCACCACUGGGUGAUAUAUGUUCACAUUUGUAGGACGAAAAGUCACAUGCUGUGUGACGCUGUGGAGUUCAGAGAGUAUAGGUUCAUGCGUAAUACUUGGUGCAUUUGGGUGGAACGGAUACAACAGAAGAGAAGAGUUCAUCAGAUGGAAACACUAGCGUUAAAGCACUGGGCUUUGAGUUUGCAGAUGAGGGCUUGGCUUCAAUGGAAAGAGUUGCAUUUUCUCAUUGAGGAAGAGAAGGUGAAAGAGCAGAAGGCAAUUAGACAUCACCAGUGCUGUAAACUACAGGCAGCAGUACGAGCUUGGAUGCUUUACUUGCAUUAUCGUCAGCAGAAAAAGCAGAAGUAUGCACUGUCCUUGUGCUUGUAUCGUGAACAUCUCACUCAGAGACACUUCAUGUUGUGGUUCCAUGAACUGGAGAAAGUCAGAAGAAUGCAAGCAAAACAUGGAUUCUGUGAAUCUUUGGCGCGACGCUUUAUUCUUCGAAGAAUGUUUGCCCACUGGAGGCACUACAUGGAGAUUAGUGCAGAAGAAGCAGACCAACAUAAAGUGGCUCAGGACCACUACAGAGUUCAUCUCAUGAAGUCUGGCUUUCAUGCUCUUAAGAAAAAUGUCCACCUUGUACGGUCUACACAGCAAAGGAAGCUGCGGGCUGCUCAUCAGUACCACUCUUCCUUGCUCCGCAGGUUCUGGAAUGCUUGGCAGUGUCAAAUGGAGCAGAAAGAGGAAGGCAGACUUUUAUCUCUUACAAAGACGGCACAUUCUCAUUACAGGUCAGUGGUACUGCAGAAGUGUUUCAGUUUCUGGAUACAAUACAAGCAGCAAUGUAAGAUCAAAAAGGUACUUGAUGCGGCAGCAGAAAGUCAUUAUGUUAAUUGCCUUUUGCCUCAAAGCUUCCAGACCUGGAGAGAACAAACCUAUAUAAAGCAGAAGUGCAGAGAAAUGGAAGAUCAAGCCACACAAUUUUACAGUUUUUGUGUACAGAGAAGAGUGCUCCUCACUUGGAGUAAGAAGCUGCAACAUCAACAGGACACUCGUUUAGCAGAGAGGAUGGCUAUUCUGCACUGCAAUUCGAGGUUGAUGGAACAAUACUGGCACACGUGGAAAAAUUGUCUCGCAGCUCUUUAUGCAGAACGUGAGGGGAUUAUGUUGGCCUCAGAACACUACUGCAGGAGACUGCUUUUUAUAGCAUUCCACACAUGGACUGAAUAUGUUGAAGAUAUAAAAGCAGAGCGCUCCAAAGAAGAAUCUGCUUUGUGUCACCACCAACAACUCUGUAAAAGGAAUGCUUGGAAUCAGUGGAGGCUGUUUGUAGUUUACAGACAUCAUAACCGGCAGACGCUUCAUUGUGCGGAUGUACACUAUCAGCAGCGGCUGCUCAGAAACAUUCUGUAUUCAUGGAAGCAUUACCAUAGGAAUAUCCAGAGUAUUUUGCAUCAGGUGGCCAGCAAAGAGAGGCAACAUAAAGAACGCAUCAUGCACGCUGCACUAAGCACUUGGAGGAAUCAAGCAGCUGCUCAAAUACAGGAAAGAAAGCAGACCGCCAUUGCUGAACAUCACCAUAGAAUUAUGAUACUGAAACAGGUUUUGCAAUCAUGGAGAGAGGCUGCAUAUAUCCAGGCAUGCAAUAGAGAACAAACCUCCAGCGAAGUAAAUGUGGCAAUUGGGUGCCUGCAGAAAGGGAAAGUCAGACACAUGUUCUUGUACUGGAAGGAACACAGUGAAACUAUGAAGGCAGAGCGACUGAAGAUGGAGAUUGCUGCAAAGCAUCAUGGAAGAAAAUUAUUGAUGAUUUGUCUUGAAAAGUGGAAAAUGUACCAUGCUUUGUGUUUAAGAAAAAUGCUUCUUCAGCGACAGCAGAUAAUCUUUUCUGGACACCGGCUAUGCCUAUAUCACCUGAGGAGAUGGCACCAGUUGCUGUUGGAGAAAAGGCAGCAGGAUAAACAGACGGUACAAGCCUUGUGGCACUGGUCUAUCAGCCUGCAGGGGAAGGUUUUUGACUAUUGGUUGGAAUAUGUUCACGAGUGUCGGAGAAAGAAACAGCGACUCGCCAAGGCAGUUGAGAUAUAUCGUACUGACCUUCUGCAAGAAGGAGUCAGAAGAAUUUUGCAUUUCAUGUCAGGAAUGAAGCAUUUCAGAUCUCAGUUGUCUACCCAAAAUCAGCUAAAGGAGGUGCAUAUACAGAAUCGGGCAGUACGUCGCUGUGCUAUGAUCUGGAAAGAGAAAGUUUUCAAGAAGUGUCCACAAACUCAGCAACAAAAGAAAGUGACCUUUCAAUUACCAGUGAUUGAUGUGCAGUCGCAGAAAGACUUGCGCUGCAACCCAGUUGCGUUUGUUACUAAUAAAGUUGGGCCUACACCUCUUCCUAGUGGGGAAGCUACCACGAGUACAGUACAUCCUUUACGAAGAGACCGACUAAAACCUCGGACCCCAGAUUUCUUGUUACAGUCACUGGAAAGAGAGGGUCUCCUUGGAACAGUAAUUGUGGAAGCAGGAAACAAAAUUGACUCCAGCACAAGGCACAAUACUAAGAGAGACUUUUCAUGUACGGAUAAUUCACCUGCACUGGAAAUGAAACCCACAGUCACAACUAGUGUUGAUAUUCCUCCUGCAGCUCUAUGCUCUUCUGUCCCUGAAGCCCCUCAAGUCGUUAGUUCCCACCAGGCACCAUCAGUUGCAGUAUUAACACCGCUUCCAUGGUUUACGCCAAGGAUUGAUGGACAGGUAGACACUAUUUUUGGGCUCUCCCUUCCUCAGCAGAAAACUUGUAUGUCUUAUCCAGCAGAGAAUCAGCUUACACAGUAUUCGCACUCUAAACAGUUUUCGGAUUAUUCCAGUCGGCUGCUAUCACCAAUUGACUUUUUACAGGGCUCAAAACCUGCACCAAACCUCCUCUUUACAGAAAAUUUUAAUCUGCAAGAGGAGAACAAAAAUUUAGUGACAAGAGGGACAGAGACAACUGCCCUAGAAAAGGAACUGUCUGAAAUUCAGCAUUUUCUGCAGCAAUACAGUCACCAGAAGCAGGAGCUAAGAACCUGGCACAAGCAUGCUCAAGUGUUAAGGGGGUGGUUGGAUGCUGUUGGCCUCAUUGUGGACCCUGAUGAACAAAUAACAGCCCAGGAAAUAAAGAACGAACUGCAACAGCUGGAAGAGCAGAUAGAAAAGCGUGAACAGAAAUUAAGUGGGGAGAAGCUGCACGUUCAGGACUCUGUCAGUCGUAUCCAGAAGAUUGCAGCAUCCAUGGAUUUAUCUACUCAGCCAAGAUGUAAUAAAUAAAUCAAUCAUA